This is a messenger RNA of Capronia coronata CBS 617.96, 1668 nucleotides long. RefSeq names its product succinyl-CoA:3-ketoacid-coenzyme A transferase. NCBI's taxonomy places the organism in Eukaryota, Fungi, Ascomycota, Eurotiomycetes, Chaetothyriales, Herpotrichiellaceae. Gene Ontology annotation, molecular function: succinyl-CoA:3-oxo-acid CoA-transferase activity. The transcript has 2 exons. The record is from RefSeq and is a predicted model, not a curated record. Gene Ontology annotation, biological process: ketone body catabolic process. Bases 1 to 1668 code for a protein of 555 amino acids.
AUGUCCGUUGUACUGCUGGAGACGUGCUCUCAGAGGGCACCUUUCGUCAGGCCUCGGGGUAAGCUCCCCUGCAAUGGAUUCGUCGGUGUUGCGACAGCAUUGUCGUGGCCCAGGAGACGGACAGCCAACAAACGGGAGUUCAGUGUCAGCUCAGGAUUGAGGGAAGCGCCUGAGGCCAGGCAGCGAAGUGCGUCCAAGGUCUUCAGCAGCGCCGACGAAGCUAUUGCGGAUCUGAAGGAUGGCACCACCAUUCUGAGUUCCGGGUUUGGGCUCUGCGGAGUAGCAGAAACACUCAUCGACGCGAUCCGCAAGAAAGGGACACGCGAUCUGACAGUUGUCUCGAACAAUGCCGGGGCGGGAGAGUGGGGGCUAGCGAAAUUGACGUCGACAGGCCAGGUGUCGCGCAUGAUCGUCUCCUUCAUCGGCAACAACAAGCCUCUCGGGAAACAGUACCACGACGGCCAAGUCGCCAUCGAGCUCUGUCCACAAGGCACGAUUGCCGAACGGCUGCGCGCGGCUGGGGCAGGGAUCCCGGCCUUCUUCACGGCCACGGGGGCCCGGACGCUCAUCGAGACCGGCGGGAUCCCGAUCAAACUCGGACCCAAGGACCCGCAGACGGGCAAGCACGAAGUGGUGGAGCCGGGGCGGCCGCGCGAAACACGCAUCUUCGACGGGCGCACGUAUCUCAUGGAAACGGCGCUCAAGGGCGACGUGGCGAUCGUGCGGGCGUGGAAGGCCGACGAGGCCGGCAACUGCAUCUUCCGCACCACGACCAAGGCGUACGGCGUGCUCAUGCCCAAGGCGGCCAACCUGGCCAUCGUCGAGGCCGAGAACAUCGUCCCCGUCGGCGCCCUGGACCCAGACCACAUCGACCUGCCGGGCAUCUACAUCGAUCGCAUCUGUCCCGCGACGUCGGAGAAACAUAUCGAAAAACUGGUCCUCGCGCCAUCCGCUUCACAAGACGGUGCCGACUCCAAUGCUUCUGACAACAACCAAGAAGCCGUCAAGCGGAACCGCAUCGCCAAGCGGGCCGCAAAGGAGCUCAAGGACGGAUACUACGUCAAUCUGGGCGUGGGGAUUCCGACCCUAGCAGCCUCGUUCCUCCCGCCUGCCACCAAGGUCUGGCUGCAGUCUGAAAACGGCAUCAUUGGCAUGGGUGCGUACCCUGAGUCCCGCGAGGCUGCCGAUCCGGACACCGUCAACGCAGGCAAAGAGACCGUCACGUUGAUUCCGGGUGCGUCGACCUUCGACUCGGCCGAGUCGUUCGGCAUGAUUCGCGGCGGCCACGUCGAUGUCUCGCUCCUCGGUGCUCUACAAGUUUCCGCCACUGGUGAUCUGGCCAAUUACAUCAUCCCGGGGAAGGCGUUUAACGGCAUGGGCGGCGCCAUGGAUCUCGUCAGCAAUCCGGAUAAGACCAAGAUCAUCGUCUGCACCUACCAUACCGAUAGGGAUGGGCGGAGCAAGAUUGUGGAUGAGUGCGAUCUUCCCUUGACCGGCAAGGCUGUCGUUUCUACUAUUAUAACGGAACUCGCCGUGUUUCAGGUCGAUCGGACCGGUGGGAAGGGCCUGCUGUUGACUGAGACCGCAGAGGGCGUUUCGGUCGAUAUGGUCAGGGAGAAGACUAGUGCCAAGUUCAUCGUUGCAGAGGAUCUGGGAACCAUGGACUAG